Caenorhabditis auriculariae is the source of this 1396-nucleotide messenger RNA. The record is from the annotation of a GenBank genome assembly. NCBI's taxonomy places the organism in Eukaryota, Metazoa, Nematoda, Chromadorea, Rhabditida, Rhabditidae.
AUGCGAGUGAACACAGCACGGGUUUGGGAAGAUGCAGACUACGAAAAAGUCCGCAAAUUCUGCAAUUCCGACGAAGGAUGGGUCCAAGUCGGUUGAGCUUUUUUUUUCUGAAGAAAUAGGGAAGUUUCUGCAGGUUUACAAGAAAAAAAGUAUCGAGGUCUACACUCAGAUCGUGGCCAACAGCUCAUUUCAGAUGAUCAAGGUAAUUUCCCGCAAGAAACUUGAAAAAAUUCAAUUUUUCAGGCAUGUGCCCAUUUUCCUGACGUUCCUUCUUCCAUUGCUUACGACGUUCUUCAUGAUUGUUGUAUGUAUUUUCAAGUUUAAUAUUUUUUUUUCUUUCAUAGGAGUAUGCGAGACUUUGGAAGUAAGCGGACCGUUUGGACUUGAAUAGAAAAAUUUACAUGAAUAACAACUAUUCAAUUAACGACUAUUCAAACUAUACAGAAGAAUACCAAUCCCUCCUAGCAAAAAUAUUUUCCCUCACCAAUUUACUCUUCUUUUUCAUGCAGCUUACCGCGCAAAAUGGGAUAAGCACAUGGGCUCUCAGAACACAAUAGGACUCCUAAAUCCCAACAACGACAUCGGCUAUUAUGCACGUGAGUUGAAUGACUUCAGUCUUUCUUCGGGACACGUGUUUUCAAAUAAAAGUUUUCAGUGAAUGGUCUCGCGACGAUCCGAGGCCGGGACUUCGUGAUGCAACGUUCGUGGCUCGAUACUGGAGAGGAGAAGCUCAUUUGUUCGCAUUCCGUUUGUCACGAGGUCUCAAAACUUCUGACUGAUUUCAUUUUUCCGUUCACGACAUAAGUCAUCAAUAAUUCAGGAUUAUCCGCCUCAAAAAGGUUAUGUUCGUGGAACAGUUAUCCUUUCGGGGUAUCUAAUUCGAAACGUCGGCGAAGGUUGUGAAAUUAUCUAUGUUAGUCAUACCGAUCCAAAAGGCAAGUGGACUUCAAAUUGAAAAAAAUAAUAUAUAUCUUCUAGGAAGACUGCCCACUUGGUUGGCCAAUCGUGUCACGAAAACGAUCGCGCCAAAGGUUACAAUUAAUUUCUGCAGAAAAAAAAUUUUUUCAACGACUGCAGGUGAUCAAGAAGCUUCACAAGGCUUGCAUGAACUAUUCAGAUUGGAAGAAAAACAAUCACCCACACUACAAACCUUGGAACUUCCCCGAUCAACAGGUUUCGCUUUGAACAAACUUUCAAGCUUCCCUCAAUGUUUUAAGUUCAAGUUCAACCAUCCGAAGUCAAAACUCAGGUUUACAGUGUAAGAAAAUCGUAUUUUCUUCAGGUCGAUAUGCCUAGAGUGGAUCUGGCCAAAUGCCAGCCCAAGGAAUAUCAUCAGGAAAUAAUUGAUGAGUCCAAUGUAUCAGCCACUUCCCUCAAAGAAGACGACGACGAUUAA